AAUUGCCCAACUGCUCUGCCAUUUCCCUCUCUCUUCCUUUUGGUUCUGGCAGCCCACAAUUACAUUCAAAAACCCAAAAACCAGAACUCAGAAGAAGCAGAAGCAGACGAAGAAGAAGAAGGCAGAAAUGUGUGGGAUAUUUGCGUAUUUGAAUUAUAACGUGAACAGAGAGAGAAGGUACAUCCUUCAGGUCCUCUUCAAUGGACUUCGCCGUCUCGAAUACCGUGGAUAUGAUUCCUCUGGUAUUUCCAUUGAUAAUUCUACUUCCGAUCCAAUCAUUUUUUCAUCUUCACCUUCAUCCUCAUCACAACCACCGCUCAAUUCUCUCCCCCUUUCAUCUCCCCUUCUCGUCUUCCGCCAGGAAGGAAACAUUGAGUCCCUCGUCAAAUCAGUCUACCAAGAGGUUGCUGCCAUUGAUUUAAAUUUGGAAGAAUCCUUUCCUAUUCAUGCUGGGAUUGCACACACCCGUUGGGCUACCCAUGGAGAGCCCGCUCCACGGAAUAGUCACCCCCAAACAUCUGGUGCUGGAAAUGAGUUCUUGGUUGUUCACAAUGGCGUUAUCACUAAUUAUGAGGUCUUAAAGGAAACACUAGUUCGUCAUGGGUUCACCUUUGAAUCUGAAACUGACACAGAAGUAAUUCCAAAGCUUGCCAAAUUUGUUUUUGACAAAGCCAAUGAAGAAGGUCAGCCUGUCACAUUCAGUCAAGUUUUGCUUGAAGUCAUGAGGCAUCUUGAAGGAGCCUAUGCACUUAUUUUUAAGAGCAGACAUUAUCCAAAUGAGUUAAUUGCAUGCAAACGAGGAAGUCCAUUGCUUUUGGGUGUGAAAGAGAUAAAUGAAGAAGUUAAUGGUGGCUCAGCAUUUCAUGAUGUUAAAUUCCUCUCUAAGGAUGGCCAUCCUAAAGAACUUUUUCUGUCCAGUGAUGCUAAUGCUAUUGUUGAACACACAAAAAGAGUAUUGGUGAUUGAGGAUGGUGAAGUAGUUCAUCUUAAGGAUGGAAGUGUGUCCAUUCUGAAGUUUGAUAAUGACAAAGGAAGACAUGGUGGUGCCCCUUCUAGACCAUCAUCGGUCCAGCGUGCUCUAUCAGUUCUUGAGAUGGAAGUAGAACAAAUAAAUAAAGGAAAAUAUGAGCACUAUAUGCAGAAAGAAAUUCAUGAACAACCAGAAUCUCUAACCACCACUAUGAGAGGGAGGCUGAUACGUGGAGGUUCCUGCAAAGCUAAGACUGUUCUGUUAGGUGGACUGAAGGAUCACCUUAAGACAAUUCGACGAAGCCGUCGAAUUGUUUUCAUUGGUUGUGGUACGAGUUAUAAUGCUGCUCUAGCUGCUAGACCCAUUCUGGAAGAACUUUCUGGUGUCCCAGUUACUAUGGAAAUUGCAAGUGAUCUGGUGGAUAGGCAAGGGCCUAUAUACAGAGAAGAUACUGCUGUUUUUGUUAGUCAGUCUGGUGAAACUGCCGAUACACUACAUGCUUUGGAAUAUGCUUUAGAAAAUGGGGCUUUAUGUGUUGGCAUAACAAAUACUGUAGGUAGUGCAAUAGCCAGGCAUACACACUGUGGUAUUCAUAUAAAUGCUGGGGCUGAAAUAGGUGUAGCGAGUACCAAGGCCUACACAAGUCAAAUAGUAGUAAUGGCCAUGUUAGCUCUAGCAAUUGGAGGUGAUGCCAUCUCUAGUCAAGCAAGGAGGGAGACUAUAAUAGAUGGUCUAUUUGACUUGCCAAACAAAAUAAGAGAGGUUCUGAAACUUGACCAUGAAAUGAAAGACCUUGCAAAACUAUUAAUGGCUGAGCAAUCACUUCUUGUGUUUGGGAGAGGAUACAACUAUGCGACAGCUUUGGAGGGUGCUCUAAAGGUGAAGGAAGUGGCACUUAUGCACAGUGAAGGAAUGCUUGCUGGGGAAAUGAAACAUGGUCCUUUAGCAUUGGUGGAUGAGAAUCUUCCAAUUAUUGUCAUUGCAACUCGUGAUGGCUGUUUUAGCAAGCAGCAGUCAGUCAUUCAGCAACUUCAUGCUCGUAAAGGUCGCCUGAUAGUGAUGUGUUCCAAAGGUGAUGCUGCAUCUGUGUCUCCUGGGGAUUCCUGCCGUGUAAUUGAAGUCCCACAGGUUGAGGAUUGUCUUCAACCUGUCGUUAAUAUAGUCCCAUUGCAGUUACUGGCAUAUCACCUCACUGUUCUGAGGGGUUACAAUGUGGACCAACCUCGCAAUCUUGCAAAGAGUGUGACAACACAGUAAGGAAGUUCAAACUGACGAUUCUUAUGCUCCUUUGGUGCUUAUCUGAUAUCCGAAUAUGGCUGAUCAGCCAACUCUGAAUCCUUAGUGUGCCCAUUUAUUUUGUUGAGGUCGUACAAUUUGUGCAUUGUAAAUAGAGAGAGGCGUUAUUGAUUUCAUGUAACAUCCAGUACCACCUCCCUCACCCCAUCGUGAAUCAUGAAUAUAUAUAUUGUCUUACUGAUUCAAGUUCUUCUUCAA
Messenger RNA from Manihot esculenta (cassava), 2464 nucleotides. RefSeq names its product glutamine--fructose-6-phosphate aminotransferase [isomerizing] 2. NCBI's taxonomy places the organism in Eukaryota, Viridiplantae, Streptophyta, Magnoliopsida, Malpighiales, Euphorbiaceae. Gene Ontology annotation, molecular function: L-glutamine:D-fructose-6-phosphate transaminase (isomerizing) activity; carbohydrate derivative binding. The record is from RefSeq and is a predicted model, not a curated record. The coding region runs from base 128 to 2227 and encodes 699 amino acids. The transcript has 11 exons. Gene Ontology annotation, biological process: fructose 6-phosphate metabolic process; UDP-N-acetylglucosamine metabolic process; protein N-linked glycosylation.